GUUUUUUAUGAUUUCUACAUAAUAGCUCUAGCAGACAGUGACGAAUAGAGCAUUCAAAUUCGAAUUCAAAAGGGUAUGUCACCGACUAAGAGACAUGCACGUUGUGCUUUUCAUACUUUGUCUAAAUUUGGACUUCAGUAUGUUACGAUGACAAAGUUUCUAUUAUGCCAUCAGCCUUGCGAACUGUCGCCAGUCGCAGUCUCCAAUGGCUGUCUUUGCGCUUAUUGACUCUUUAAGGAUUUUCUGAUGUGUAUAAUAGGACAGGUUUCUCAAGCAGAUAAAUAAUCGCGAAGCUACCCUUUCUGCAUUAGUAUCAUG
This is a messenger RNA of Acanthoscelides obtectus, 318 nucleotides long. NCBI's taxonomy places the organism in Eukaryota, Metazoa, Arthropoda, Insecta, Coleoptera, Chrysomelidae. The record is from the annotation of a GenBank genome assembly.